CUCCCACCUGCAAUCAGCCAGUGUUUGUAGCAAUGAAACGCAAGAGGUGUUGGGUCAUCCUGCGGACAUUCUUUGCUGACCGAAACCAGCCGGUGAAAAAACUAAGCCGUUGUCAACACCAUAUGCUUAUCACUUAGACGCUCACCGCGCGCAGACCUUUCAGAGGGCCGCUGUAGACAAUGAAUGAUUGACUGGCCGUCCUCGAGUGACCGGAAGCAAGUCUACCUCAUGCUCCUCCCUCCAUUGACCACACUCAGGAUGUCGCAAAGUGGAUCCCCGAACGCGCAGUUACAGCGCGGAAGGGAUCAAGCGCGCCCAAGACUGGUGUUUCCAUGAUGUGAUUCAGCCACAAGAGUGGGGUCAGGUGUGCAGAUGGUGCCGUGCUGGAUGUGUAGAUAUAUGUAUCAGUAGGUCCCACCCAUGUCCACCCAUACCUCCUGCCUACCGCGCUCUCAGAUAUGGCUGCGGCUCCACGUCGGUCCCACCAUCAUCGUUCUGAACUUCCCCAUCCGCACUGGUCGUCUCCGUCGCCCCCCUACUCCACUCCUCCAACGGCAAUAGCACCAUCCCACCUGCUUCCACACUACGCUCACUCGACCGCCGGCCCCGAAGUGCAUUCGUACGGGGCGCACGCACCAGUGCGGUUCGCGACCCAGGGUGAAAGGCCCUCACGUCACCGCGCAUCUGCAAUGCCGACUUCGAACGAGUCGGUCUCGAGUAGAAGACCCAGUCUGCACUUCCGCGCAGACGAUGAGUCCGAGAUGGAGGCCCUGCGGGGGAAGCUGGCGGGUACCAGUAUCGCAUCCUCCCAGUCCCUUCCGCCCUGGAACACGCCGAUGCGGCAACGGCGUGUCGACGAUUGGAUGCAAGAUAAGCAUGGGAGAAGAGACACCCAUGAGGGACGAGAUCCGCGCUGGUCUGGAGCGCACAGGGAGCAUCACGGAGCGAGAUUAGAUCCCACCCGCGGCCGCCAGCCGGCGAGCAAUGAUUCCUUUGCUGUACCAGCACCAUCUCAUGUGAAUGAUGGCCACCAUCGCUAUCAGCAGCAUCCCCAGCAGCAGCAGCCACAUCGCCCGCGCGAGCAUCACCAGCUGAUGGCAUCGCAAGCACCGCCCGUUGUGCUACAUUCUCACAGUCACGGCCGGCACGAACACCAGCCUCAGACGCAUGCGCGCACGGACGAGGAGCGUCGCGGGCGCUCGCGCUCUCGUGCGCGCUCUCACAGUCGACUGCGUGCUCGGUCGCCUGCGCACUCCGUCCGCGCAGGUGGUCGUGCGCACUCUCAUGGGCGCUCCCUGUCCAAGCCGCGCGAGCAUCGGGAUCGACAUCGUGAUCGUGGUGCAGAGCAGCACCGAGUGACCGCAUCGUCUUCUAAUACGGUAUAUCACACUGCUGGACCACCGCAUGGGAACCAUGCGCAUCAGCUACCCAAUCUUGUGCCGAGUCAUUCCAGAUCCCUCGGCCAGUCCAUGUCCACGGGCGGGAAACGCAAGCAUCAUUGAUAUUUCUUGAAUGAAACUGUAUUGUAUCUGUUCGCUAUCUGCUGUAUUUCAAUGUAACAUCUAUCAUCUGGAUGCUGACACUGCGCUUGAAGUCGGAGACAUGUAGAGGUGUAGUCACGUCCGACGAGAUCUCCAUUCGUGAUGUAUGUACGACCGAAAGACACGCCCCGAAUGUGAAAGACAAGAUGUUUUUCCGGAACAAACGCCUGUUUCCCUGUGACGC
Messenger RNA from Mycena citricolor, 1725 nucleotides. The record is from the annotation of a GenBank genome assembly. Lineage: Eukaryota; Fungi; Basidiomycota; Agaricomycetes; Agaricales; Mycenaceae.